AGCAGCAGCAUCUAGCUCGAAGCUGAGCAGAAAAAUAUCCAGCAAACGACCUCUUGUUGCUUCCCCCGGACCUCGGCUGUUGACGUUCGGCCUCCUGCCUGGAAGAUGACGGAGUUACGGCACCGUGGAGCCAAAGACACCGAGCCGCCGUUACAGCAGCAGCCGUCCGAGGACAAGGGCUCAGACAGUGAGCUGAAGGCAGAAAAGGAUGGGGUGUCUGACAGCGAAUCCAAGGUGGAUACGGGAGUCCCAGAGGUGCCGGUUCCUCCUGAUGACACCCCGGAGGUUCUCAACAAGGCCCUGUCUGGACUCUCCUCAAGAUGGAAGAACUGGUGGGUUCGAGGCAUCCUGACACUAGCCAUGAUCUCCUUUUUCUUCAUCAUUAUCUACCUGGGCCCCAUGGUGCUUAUGAUGAUUGUCCUCUGCGUUCAGAUUAAAUGCUUCCAUGAAAUCAUCACAAUUGGUUACAGUGUGUAUCACUCCUACGACCUGCCCUGGUUCAGGACGCUGAGCUGGUACUUCCUGCUGUGUGUGAACUACUUUUUCUAUGGCGAGACUGUGACGGAUUACUUCUUCACACUGGUGCAAAGAGAGGAGCCGCUUCGCAUCCUCAGCAAAUACCACCGUUUUAUCUCCUUCGCUCUUUACCUCACAGGCUUCUGCAUGUUUGUGCUGAGUUUGGUGAAGAAACACUACCGUCUUCAGUUCUACAUGUUCGGUUGGACCCAUGUCACUCUGCUGAUCGUGGUGACUCAGUCUCACCUCAUCAUUCACAACCUGUUUGAGGGGAUGAUCUGGUUCAUUGUGCCAAUUUCCUGUGUGAUCUGCAAUGACAUUAUGGCCUACAUGUUUGGGUUCUUCUUUGGCCGAACCCCACUUAUUAAGCUGUCGCCUAAGAAGACAUGGGAGGGGUUCAUCGGUGGAUUGUUCGCCACCAUUGUGUUUGGCAUCUUGCUUUCCUACGUCAUGGCCGGAUAUCGUUACUUUGUCUGUCCGGUGGAGUUCAACAACGACUCCAACAGUUUCCAAGUGGACUGCCAUCCCUCUGAGCUCUUUCAGCUCCAGGAAUACACCCUGCCUGGUGUCCUGGAGUCUGUCACUGGAUGGACCACGGUGCGUCUUUAUCCUUUCCAGAUUCACAGCAUCGCUCUCUCCUCCUUUGCCUCCAUCGUCGGACCCUUCGGCGGCUUCUUUGCCAGCGGCUUCAAGAGAGCGUUCAAGAUCAAGGAUUUCGCCAACACAAUCCCGGGACACGGUGGCAUCAUGGACAGAUUUGACUGCCAGUAUCUCAUGGCCACAUUCGUCAACGUUUACAUCGCUAGUUUCAUCAGGGGCCCAAACCCCAGCAAGGUGAUCCAACAGCUCCUGGCCCUUCGUCCCGAUCAGCAGCUCCACAUCUUCAACUCCCUGAAGGCUCACCUGACAGAGAAGGGCCUGCUGCCCGCUGUGGAGGCCGCAGCUUAGAGCCCCGCCCCCACAGCAGCUGCCUCACACGGUGGCAGAGAGAUGAAGAGGGCAGCAGCCAGGGGGCUCUGUUUGACCCUCGCUCUCUGAGGGAACAUCUGUUUUUGCGUGAACAGGAACACAUAAAAGAAAAACAAACAAAAAAAAACAGGCAGCCUUGGGUCAUUCCAUUUCACCUGGGUUAGAGAGGCGUGUGUGUGCUCAGUCUGUGAAAAAUGUUUGUAACAUCAGUGUUUUCAGGUUCAGUUUGCUGAUCACCGUCACACUAUUCCAUUACAGMCACUGUUUAACACUGUUAAACUAAAUGUCGGUCAGAUGUACAUAUCUAUACAUUUACAGAUUAUUCCCUCUACUCUCUGUUGGAGUGUGUUCAUAUUUUAGUGUAUUUGUCCUUAUAAUGCACUGCCCUCGACCCUGUUAUUCACUGUAUUAUUACUUCAGCAUCACCCCCACCCCCCCCACACACCCCACCCCCUAAAAAAUAGGUUUUAAUUUUUUUUUAGUAUUAUUUGAUUGUGAAUGUUAUUUAUACAAUGAUGGGUUUUUGUAUUUGGUAUGUUCUAUUAUAUUUUAAUGUUAUGUCUGUUUUACUCAGGCUGUUAUGACUUGUGUAUUUGUGUGUCUUCUUUAGUUUUUUUUAAAAAAUUUUCUCCUUGGUUGGCUAUUUCAAAGCCUCAUGUUUGGCCAAAUCGGGCAAAAGUCCCAAGUUUCACCAAACYUAAUCUACUGUAAGUUACUUAUAAGUAUCUUUGUGUUUUUAAGCUGUAGUGCUUUAAAAACAUAAAACUGUGUUUUAUUAGAAAUCUGAAGUUCUCUCUGAGGCUGAUGACCACAGUUAUUUAUGUCAAUGGGUAAGGCGGUCAUUUCUUAAAGGAUUUUAUUUUAAUUAUUUUUCUUGUUAUUUUUUUAACGUCUCAUUGAGCUAUUUUAGRUUUUAUGUUUGCUCUGUAAGCUGGCAGGACAUUUUGGCCCAAUGCUUUCUCCACUGCCACUCUCUGCUCCUCACUUUGAACCUUUGAGUCACCGAGUGGGACAGCAGAGCGCUCUUUGCCAAAACAAUCAGUUACUGUGUGCAAACCACUUUUCAUUCCAGGAGAUUUACAUGACGUUUAUUUGUGAUUUGCACCAAGUGUGAUUUGAUAGUAAAGCAUAACAAAGCCUCUGCAGUGCUUUGCUCUUUUCUGUUCCCACUGGUCCAAGUGAGGCAAUACCCUCUCUAGGAAUUUGUUAAAUGGUCCUAAAAAUAUUCAUCUUGAAGUGAUUUUUGGUGGAGAUCACAAGUUUGUUGAUAAUGUCAUUGUUAAGUUACAGAAAAGUAAAAUAAACCAGAAGAUAAGGAUCUCAAGCGAUGAAGAUUUUCUGCUGGGCUGGCUCAUUUUUUGAGCAGUGGGCUGACUGAUGGUAGGAAUAAGGAUGCAGCUUUGGUUUGUUGUAAAGACGCAGCUGAAGUGAUCAGUGAAGCAGUUCAUUUACUGUUUUGUUUACAUUCCAGGCCUCACCUUGGUCAUGAUGUGUGGAUCAUGGCAGAAAGAGAUCUCGAGGUGGCUGAGCUCAGAGUUAGAGAGAAGGUGAGGGGCUGCUGCUCUAUAGCAGAAGAAAUCAGCCCAGGUGGAUUAUGUUUCAGAUUUAAAAGUCUUGAGGGUCUCUGUUGGGUUUUCUGGCUCUUCCUAUUGGGAGGAGGUCCAGGUCAGACCUAGAACUUGCUGAGGUGAUGAUCCCAUUUAUCUGCUCAGGCCUGAGCUGAAGGGAAUCGUGAAGAGGGAUGAACAGAAGGUUAAAUUACAUUUGUCUUCACCAGGUUUCAUUGAUUAAUUUUUAUCUUUACAACUUCCUCUACGUACCAACACACACACACACACACAGCUCAACUUCAAACAUGAAAUGUCUUGAAAUUUGCCAAUGUUUUUAGUUUGUGCUGGUUUUACUUUGCUGUUUUUGAUCAGGGAUCCUGGAUAAGAAUGUCUUUGGUUGCAGUUGUUGGUGUGUCCAUGUUACAAACCUCACGUGUGUUUGAGUAGUGGUGUGUAGUUUAGAUUCAAAGUGUCAAACCACAUUAAUCAAACCGUUCCUUGUUUGUGUCUAUUUAUUGUUAUUUUUGGGCAAAUUGAUUGAUUGAUCAGUUCUUAUGUGAAACCAGAUGAAUACUGCAGACCUUCUGUAGACCAGAAUCUGUAUUUAGUGCUCAGAAAGACACAGCAGUGAGUGUAGCAGAGGUCAAAGGUCAACCCCAAGUGUUUAAAUAAUGACCCUGCUAUAUGUUCAGAAAAUAAAUCUUAGUUUCAUUUGGACUAAUUCCCAGAACUCUUGUAAUUUUUUUAUGCACCAAAUUUAGGUUUUACAAAUAUUUAAAUCUACGAAUGUAUUCCCAUUUCUAUUUAUUGAUGUCAUGAUUGUUUCACAUCCAUUCAAAAUGUUUAUCUUAAUGCUCCUGUCACCCUUGGGUCAAAAUGACCCACAUUGCCUCAGUGUUUGGGCCGAGGCCUCGUGGGUCAUUGUGACCUCAGGGCAGCAGUUUGUUUUCCACUCUUGUACAGUUACUGAAAUUAUGUUAAAUAUCUUUAGUGUAAUUUAAUCAUUUGAGUUGAAGAAAGACAAUAAUCAUAUUGCCAUAUAGGAACAAAGUAUUAAAGUAGCAGAAGAGUAUUUUCUCGCUGUGGCUGUGAUUCACUGGGUGUUUCCUCGCCUCCUGACCUGGUUGCUGUUGUGUGUCAACUUGUGUGUCCCGUCGCAAGUUGUUGAAUCACGCUGGUUGGGCACAUGUUGCUCAUGUUAGACGUAGUUUCCUGGACGAUAACUUGAGAAGAGGAAUCCUGACAGUUUUAAGUUGAGCUUUGCCGCCUCCUCUGUGGUUCGAUGUUAGAAGCAGCUCUGCACUGCCUUUUCUCUGCCUGGCCACUAGAGGGAGCCAGAGCCUUUGACCUUAGUCUGUUUGGUACAUUCCAGGGCCCUUACAGAUAAGAGAUUUAAAUUUAUAUUUUGUUUUAUGGUGCCGUUGUCUCAUCCAUCAUAUUCUGUAAGGAUCCUCUGAAAGGAAUGUUAGGAAGUUGUCUGUCCCUUCGUACUGUGCAGCCUCCCUCUCUUGUGGACAUUUUACUUUGUGCUCAUACAUUUCCUUACAAAUCUGUCUUAUUUCAUAUAUAUAUAUAUAUUCUUAAACUACAAUGUUUUGUAUAUUAUCUAGAGAAAAACCUGUAUUCUUUGAUGCUGAUAUGUGCUUUGCCUUGGGUUCAGAGAAAAAAAUAAAUAUAUUUAAAGACA
Molecule: messenger RNA, 4722 nt
Organism: Austrofundulus limnaeus
Lineage: Eukaryota; Metazoa; Chordata; Actinopteri; Cyprinodontiformes; Rivulidae
Gene: cds2
Product: CDP-diacylglycerol synthase (phosphatidate cytidylyltransferase) 2
Exons: 13
Coding region: 106-1464 (452 amino acids)
Cellular component (GO): endoplasmic reticulum membrane
Molecular function (GO): phosphatidate cytidylyltransferase activity
Source: RefSeq, a predicted model, not a curated record